Messenger RNA from Rotaria sp. Silwood2, 469 nucleotides. The record is from the annotation of a GenBank genome assembly. Lineage: Eukaryota; Metazoa; Rotifera; Eurotatoria; Philodinida; Philodinidae.
AUGUCAAAAUAUGGUAUUCGAUUUAAUUCAUCACCUAUUGAAAAAUUUGAUGCAGCUGUACCACAAACAAUUUUAGCUCGUAUGAAUGAACUUAAAAUGCAAGAAUAUAAAGUUAUUAUUUAUAUUCUUGAUCAGGUUGGUGAUGACAUUUAUCAUCUGAUUAAAUAUUUUGGAAAUAUUAAAAUUGGUAUGGUAACGCAGUGUAUACGUUUCGAUCAACUUGUGUCAAAUAGUGAUCCGCGUGAAAUGGAUAUGUAUAUUCAAAAUUUGGUAGAAAAAUUCAAUGCCAGAUUACGUGGUGUUAAUCAACUUGUUUCAUUAAUGCCAGCAUUAACAUCACCAUCAGCUCGAUCUGAUAUAUUUAUGUGUUUUGGUAUUGGUUGUACUCAUAUAACAUGUUCACAUGUACGACCAUCCACUGCUGCUUUUUGUUGGAUCAAAAGAUUCUACAAAUACACAAUAUGCUGCU